ACAAAUCAUCAUGUCAGUCAUACCGAAAUGGCGUAAAUAUUUUGCCGGUUGUGAUAAACUUUUUCUGUAUAGCACCAUCCUAUGCUUUACAAAUUGUUGUUUUGUUCGGAAUAGCGAUUGCUUCCCUUUCUAUAAUGUUCGACUUAGUGCGUAAUGCCAUCACAUAUCUUCUUCUGCUUGUUGUCUAUUCUACCGCAGUCCAGGUUGGCGAUGUAUUUCUUCGGUUCCAAUGGGACAGUCUUCUUGUUGAAUCUGGAGCAAUAUGUAUUAUCAUAGCUCCGUUACCUUUCGUUGGACCUUCACCAGCAGAUAACAUUUCAUUGUACUUGAUGCGCUGGUUACUAUUCCGGCUCAUAUAUGCAUCAGGCGUGGUCAAACUCACUAGCCAUUGCCCUCUUUGGUGGGAUCUCGCAGCACUGGACGUACAUUUCGAAAGCCAGUGUGUGCCCACAUGGAUUUCUUAUUAUGUUCAUAUGGUUCCAAAAUGGUUCAAGCAUUUUUCAACUGCUCUCACACUCUAUAUUAAAAUUAUUUUGCCUCCUUUAUUUUUAUUGCCAUUCAAAUAUGCACGGUAUUUUUCGUUCGGUCCUCAGAUUUUACUUAUGUGUUUAAUUAUGGCAACGGGUAACUACAACUUCUUCAACCUUCUUAUAUCAGUCGAGUGUGUAGCAGUAUUGGUGGAUUCGGACGAAUUCAGAUUUUCUACGAAGGGCAUAUAUCCCCGAUAUGAGCGUUCCCUGACACGCUUAGGAACAAUGAUAUCGGCUGUUUUGAUAGCAUCAACCCUAUACUUUUUCGUUCAUUAUUUUAAUGUUGAUAUUGAUGGCUUUAAAGUAACGUCUUCAAUUGGAUUUAGUAUUCAACAAUUUGACGAAUUUGUUGAAGAGUCGACUGUUUGGUUAUUAUACAUUGGAGUUACUAACUUUGUAGCUGAAAUUAUUACUGCAGUAUUGAGGAUGUCUGGUUUGUAUGGUCGACCGGAAAUAAUCUUAGAAGGUUCCUAUGAACUGAAUGGUCCUUGGAAUAUGUUUGACUUCUAUUCAAAACCUGGAAAACUCAACGAAAGACCACGAUUCGUAUUGCCACAUCAGCCACGCUUGGAUUGGCAAAUGUGGUUUGCCGCUCUAGGAACCUAUCAUAAUAACGCUUUCUUUCUUUCUCUCGCUUAUCAUUUGUUACGAAAUAAUUCAGAAGUUACUUAUCUUAUGAAGAAGUAUCCAUUUGAAAAGAAGCUUCCAAAUUUUAUCCGAGCAGAUCUUUACCUUUAUCAUUAUACCAAGAUCAGUUUGAGAGAUGAGUGGCCGAAGGACUAUUGGCGCCGUGAUUUCCAGCGGGAAUAUAUGCCAUCUAUUGCUCGUGAGGAUACAACAUUAUCCGACUAUUUGCAUCAGAAUGGCUUCGUCCUUAAAAAACACUUUACAUUGAAGAAUCAGGAUUUUGGCCUUGAAAACAAAUUGCGAAGUCUGCAUAAUUGUGUACGAACACUGAACCCGACCACGUUUGUUGAUUCAGUCAUUCUGGCCCAUGCAAUUUUAUUUAUAACGUGUAUCAAAUUUAGAAAAGUCACAGCUAUUAUCAUGCAGUAA
Messenger RNA from Loa loa (African eye worm), 1586 nucleotides. Its product is annotated as expressed sequence. Gene Ontology annotation, cellular component: endoplasmic reticulum membrane. The transcript has 11 exons. Lineage: Eukaryota; Metazoa; Nematoda; Chromadorea; Rhabditida; Onchocercidae. The annotation marks the transcript as partial. The record is from RefSeq and is a predicted model, not a curated record. Gene Ontology annotation, biological process: protein maturation.